Xyrichtys novacula (pearly razorfish) is the source of this 7653-nucleotide messenger RNA. NCBI's taxonomy places the organism in Eukaryota, Metazoa, Chordata, Actinopteri, Labriformes, Labridae. The record is from the annotation of a GenBank genome assembly.
GGCGUGAUGGAGUUGGUGUCUAUGGUGACGGCCAGGUUCACCAGCAGCUACAAAACACAGCGACGUGAAUUACAAUGGAAACUUUCAACAAGAGACAGGACAAAACGGUAAAUUCACAGUAAUUUAUUUUUAUUGAUUUCACAAAAUGAUAGUAAAACAAAUCAGAAAAGAAGUUUUGCUGAAUCUAGAUGAACUUUUGUCAUAACAUGCCUUGUUGGGUGUUGGCUUAGUAAAAUAUUGGUGCAAGGGACUUCUAGAUUUCCUUUUAAGCCAACAAUGAGAUCCUUUAAUAAAAACAUAAGUUAAAAAUGUUGGUAAAGAAAGAAAAUAAAGAAAAACAGUUGUGUAUUAUUUGGAUAUCCCACCCACACCCAAACACACUUACUUGUUUAGCAUAAUUAUCUUAACCAGUGACUUAUUUGAGAGGGAAUGUUUCAUUGAUUCAUGAAAAAGAAAAAUCUACAUUAGUUUAUCUUGUUAUUGUAGCAUCACCUUCAAGUGAUAUUCUUUAUAUCAGCGUGGAUUGUGAGUCCCUACCCCUUCCUCUUAUUUGUUGACAAACUUAUACAAUAUACAUGACCGUAUUGAAGUAUUUCUUUUAAAUGUGAUUCAUUUAGUCUUUUACAACAUCUUGUGUUUUACAGCCCUCUGAAACUGAGACACCUUGGUAGUUAAUAGGAACUGUUUUUUAAUUGAUAUGCCCAUCAGCAGGAAGAAGAGCAGAGCUUGUUUCGCAGCUCUGCACCAGAAAAGGAGCUGAAUGGGGUUCCUACCCUUCAGGCACCAGGAGAGAAACAGUGCCAAAGAUCAGAGCUGCAGGCGAGCGUUAUUAUCCAGAGCAGAGCUGCAGAGCAGUAAGACUCACAGAUAAACUGUUAUUAAGACUUAGUGUCAGGGUCUGUCUGGGGCCUUUGAACAGCAGUUUUCAGUAAAUUUUAACCUUUGUAUUUGCUUAUUCAUUCAAACAAAUUCAACUAAAAGGAUGCUCAAACAGGUCUAAUUUUAAUGCAUGUGUGUGCAAAGUAGGGACAUGAGCUGUACAAAAUACCUCUGGGUUUGAUAAUAAUUUUGUUGGGAUGUUGAUUAGUAUGAUCCACAUUUGUUGACAUUUUUAUUUGAUGUUGUGUGACCACAGUUUUAUAAAAUUUUAUAUCUGCUUUCCAGAAUGGGACCAUAUUGAUACUUUGAGCAAACACAAUUAAGAUAUUUUCAACAUUGUCCUUUUUUUCUUAGAGUUCAAUAUCUGUGUAUUUCCCUGCAGUUACUGUAAUGGGGAAAAGGCACUGGAGAAUCUCCAGUAUGAGAGGGCUGUGAUUUGUUUUUCCAAAGCCAUCACACUGCAGCCAGAACAGGUACAAUAGUGACCUAUAUGAAUUGACCAUAUUAUGAUUGUGAACCCACAGUACAGCAAGGCCACUAUAUGAACUGCUUUUAUUUGGCUAAACAGAAAGAGCAGUGAUCUAGAUUAGAGCUGAUAUUUGUUUCUAAUGAGAUAAAUUCAUUUUAAGGAUUUGUUUUUUAAUAAAGCAGACUUAUGAGUGUCUUUGCAGAAUUAUUUAUCUGAACAAAUUCUUUCAAAAUAAAUGUACUGUAUCAGAUUCUGUCAUAAGAAUUAUUGAUAUUAAAUCUGUGUGAGAAUUUCUUUUUACAUUCCUCUGACAGUUAAGCAUGCCUCAGAGUUUAGGAAGGGAAGUUUUGAUGUAUGGCACUGUUGUUGAAUUCUCAAUUGGUUACAACCUAGAUUACAAUAAUCAUGUAUCAUUGUCUUUUAUGCUGUUGGGUUGUAGGGUAUUUAGCUUCUGCUUUUGCUGAUUUUUAUUCUCUUUUUUUGGCUCCUAAAUAACUUGGUUCAUUUAUUUUAAGAGGCCUUUGUUUGAUAUGGUGUUUCUGUCUUUUGUUCUGAUGUUUGGAGGUCUGGUUUGAAGCACUUCAAAUUGUCAUUUUGCUAAAACAUGCUGUAGAUACAAGCUUGCCUGGCCUAUUAUGCAAUUACCUGUAUACCUGAGGGAUUCAGCUACAAGUCUGCCCCCGUAGGUGUGGACAAACUGCUCUGUAUACUCAGGAUGAUCCCCUCUGCUGUUGGGUUUCAGACUCAGAUGCAUGUGAGUCAGGCGGAGGCGUACCUGCAGCUGUGUGACUUCCAGUCAGCAGCAGCGUCUUAUAAACGAGCCUGCCGUCUAAAGCCGGAGCUCUUCAGGGACCACUUGGCCUUUAUCUAUUAUCUCCAGGUUAGAUUGAGAUCCACAGGUGAGUUUGUACUGAAAUUUUAAAAAAAGAUAUACAGACAGGAGAAGUGGAGGGAUGACCAAUGGGUAAGAAUAUGUAUGGCUUUUGAUAGGUACAGAUCAAUAAUGUGUCCAGUUUACAGAAAAUAUUAAUAUUAGACAACAGUCAGGCUUAUUCUGCUGUGCAUUGAUUAUGACAGAAAUCUUGAGAAGCAAUGCAAAAUAUAGUAUUCUGUUGAUUCAUGAAGUCUGACAGCCAUCACAAAGAUUACAAAUAAAUGUCUUUGAAUUGAAUAAUUUCAUAAUUUCAUCCUGAUAAGUCUUUUUUUUUGUCCUCUAAGGGUCAGUGCUUGUUUGAUCGAGGCCUUUUCUUUGAGGCUCUGGAGUCUUUCAGCAAAGCUGCAGAGGUGAAGCCCGGCUGCAAGGCCUAUGAGGUCAGAAGGUAAGGAACAUAUGCACCCUACUUUCAGGUUAACAGGCACAUCUUUUAAAAAGAUAAAGCAUAGUUUUGAUUGGUUGAGAUAUAAUGCCAUGUAUAUUCGAGAUAUAUAUUUUGAGGGAAUUAUUUUGCUAGAAAAUUUGUACACCAAAUACUAAAACCUUUAAAGGGAAAUUGUAUGUAUUUUCCAACCUAGACCAACUUUUUCCACAUAUUUCUUAACAAUCCAUGAUGGUUGCAAUGAAAUCUGACAGGGUCUGAAAGAGUGCAUCCUCCUAUAAGCUUGUUAGAAAAUAUAAGUUAUAUUUUUACUCUAUGUACCUUUAACAACUUGUUACCAGGAAUCAAGUUUAAAAACGGGGUCAUAUUUCCAAAAUUAAAAACUAUCAGCCAUCGUACCUUACUGACAGCAGUGGGAUCUCCUUUUAUUUUUAUUUCAGUGUUCAUGAGUGUGUUUUGUUGUGUGUUUCCUAGUCUGGCCUGUCUGUCAGCUGCAGGGCACCAUGCUGACUGUCUGAAGCUGGUGAGUGACUGGAUGGUGUCAGACGGUCCCACCUCAGACCUUUAUGUUCUUAGAGCCCGGCUGUACAAACUGAUGAACCAGGUAAGAACUGCAGGGAUCUCUUACUUGAAAAAAAUAGCACCACUCACAGAGGGGUAAAUCUCAGGCUCUGCAUGUGGAUGCAGUGAAGGGUCAAGCAGUUUCAUAGAACAGAUCUGAGAUCCAUGUGACAUCUAUAAGCAAGAUGACAUACAGCAAAAGUAACAAAGACUUCAAUCAGUCAGGUUAGGAAAAAAGGAAAUAGAAAUAAAACAUUUACAAAUAAAACGCCUUGGCAGUGUAAACACUAUCUACAAAGAUUAAAUUAUAAUCAGGAGUAGAAACAGAAUAACAGUGUUGUAAAAUAUUGGAGGAAAGAGAUGUGUGAGCAAUGAAUAAAAAAACUUUAAACGUACGAUCAACUGCUUAAGAUUGAACAGCUGCUGUUUUCUUCUGUUCAGACAUCUUGGUGCUACAGGGACGUGAAGUCAGCUUUGGUGUUGAACCCAACAUGUCUGCAGGCCAGAGCUCUGCUACAGCAGUUGAGGGAGGCCAGCGAACGGUCCAGACAGAAGGCUGUGGAAAGAUCUGUAUGUGGACAGCUGCCUGAAGCCCUCUGCAUGAUCAACAUCGCUCUGGAGAGCUGUCCUCAGGAUCCACAUCUCUACCUGUUCAGGUGAAUCCAAAUUAAGUGAUUAACAAGGUAUGAGGAAGUGAAAGGCAAAAGGGACAAACCGCCUUUCUUUCUUUCUUUCUUUCUUACUAUCUGGAUGUCUCUUUUUCUUUUUGUUCUUAGUAUUUUUUCUUUUUAUUGAAUUUUUGUUCUCUCUGCUUUCCUUUCUUUUCGCUGUUCUUUUAACAAAUGUCCAUGCACAAAGAUCUAAGAGCCUGUGCUCUAUUUGAACUUGUAGAAAUGGUAAUUUGACAAUAACCCAAGAAUAAGGUUGUUUGAUUAACUAACAAAGAACUCCUGAAAGUCGAAACGUAAUGUCAUUCUGUUACAUUACUUUUUUGCAUCUUGCCAAGUAUCAGUUGUGUUUCAUUCACUGGAAUAGAGGGAUCCUGUAUAGACGUCUGAAAGACUUCACAGCUGCCAUCGAGGAUCUGGUCCAGGCUGUGGAGCUGAGCGAGAAGGAGGAGGGGGAGGACCAAGAGAGGGAGGUCAGAGAUCAGGAGGAAGCCAGAGACAAGAGGGAGAAGCAGAUCUCACUGCAGAAGGAUGUGCAGUUUCAGCUGGUGCUCACAUACAACGACUUUGCUAUUCAGUGCUUCAGCAGAGGUCUUUAUGCCGAAGCAACACUGCUGCUCAACAAAGCCAUCGAGGAGGAGAAGGGCCAGGCUGGUCUGUACCUGAACAGAGGAGGUGUGUGUGUGUGCGUGCGUGCGUGCGUGCGUGCGUGCGUGUGUGUGUGUGUGUGUGAUUUCAUGAGCACAUAGAGAAACUCUGUGUGUGGACAUUGAAAUGUAACUCAGAGUUUGAGGUUCACAAAGAGAGAAAUAAGCUGGAAAUGCAACAGUGGAGCCUGUCAACACUAGUGCUGCUGUAAGCUGGUCAAAUGUAACUGAACUCAGAAUCUAUGUGGUUGAUAUCUGUGUGUGUGUGUGUGUGUGUGUGUGUGUGUGUGUGUGUGUGUGUGUGUGUGUGUGUGUGUGUGUGUGUGUGUGUGUGUGUGUGUGUGUGUGUGUGUCAGACUGUUUCUUUAAGCAGGCUGAGUGGUGUUUUGCUCUGGCUGACUACCAGCAGGCUGAGGAGAUGAUGCAGCCUGAUGACCCAGCUAUUCGGCUCCGCCUCGCUGUCAUCCACAAUACUCUUGGCUCCUUGUGCGUUGAGGAAGGGUCAGAACCACACAGGCAGCGUAAACACAUAAAAACACCAACCCCUCACUCAGAAACACCUGCUUGAAUGUGAGUGCAUUUGGGUGUCUGCUUCUGUAGGCGUUUCCGGGAGGCAGCCGACCUGUUCUCUUUGGCCAUCUGUUAUAACCCAGCAGCUGGUCGGUACUACGAGAACAGAUCGAAGGCAUUCAGAAAAGUUCUGAACUAUGAGGGAGCCAGAAAGGAUGUGAUCUGUCUGCUGGUCCUGGAUCCCACCAAUGAGGAGGUCAGAGCUUUAUAUCUGCCUCCAGAUUAUAACACAGACCAGAAACCAUCAUAUACUACAUACAAUUAUAGAUUUGGAUUUGAGGUUUUCCCAUGACUCAACUGUAAAUGGGUGAGAAGAUGAGGAUCAGAAGACAAAUGUGACAUUUAUGAAGGAAGAGGGGCUUUACACAUCUUUGUCAGAGUACAGGUGCAGAGGAGUGAAAUAAAACUCACAAAACCACAAAUUCAUGUACCCCCCCCACUAUGAUGGCGGUUGUUUGUAGGCUUGCAGCUACAUAGUUUUUGAGUGGUUAUGCCCUCUCUCACAAAACUGUUUGCCUGGUGAAGCUUAUGGACCAAUAUGUUGCGAAAUAAUGUCAUUUUUGCGAGUUAGAAAGUGUGAUUCUUCUUUGUUUAGAUAUGGAUUUUUGAUUAAAUGAUGUGUUUUGGUCUUUUUUGUUAAGCUGCCUCCAAUGCUGAUGAAUCUGUUCCCCGGCUGCAGUGAGUCUGAUCUUUUGUCAAGUCCAGCAACACAGGCGGUCAAAGCUCAGCUGAUCGAAAGUAUUCAGGCCUGCAGCUCCACCUCUGAUCAACAGAGGUCAGUAAUACAAAAGCUCUUAAUGGACUAAAGACCAGCAGGAAAAUACUGUAUGUUUCAAGUUAAGGAGACAUGAGGCUUCAAUACCUGGGAAUUAUUCCAGUACCACCAGUGAUGACACUCAUAAAUGAUACUCCUAUUUACUGUAUAUGUCUCCACAAGCUGUCUGCAGAUUUGCAGUCUCUUAGGAAACUCACAGCAGUCACUCAUACUCUCUAAAUGUGCAACAUCCCAACAUUGAAAUCAGUGCAUCUAACAGUGAUGCAUCUAUAUUUUCUGUUUCUACUCUUCUGUUUUUCUACAUUCAACCAGCCGGAUACUCAGCUAAGUAUAUCCUGUGUUGUGUCGUGUCCUGUUGUGUUUGUAGAUUGAGUGAGGAUCUCCAAAAGCUGACUCUGACUGCUGGGAACCCUGGGAAGCAAUCAGAGGAGCCACCAGGAGCAGAGGAGCUGAAGUUGUGUUUAAAUAAACAGGAGAUGACGAUUUUUGAGAAGAGCCUUCUGCAGGUACCCUGGUGAUACUUUCAUGGUCACAGCAGAGGGGCCAACAUGGUUUAGAAUUAGAGGGGGAAGUUUUCUCUUUUUUAUUGGAAAAACAACAAAGACCUUCAGGAAAAUUUCCUACACAGAAAGAGGACUGAACAAAGAUCCCAGGUAUCUUAUAAUCGUCAGAAACUAUUCGCACAUCUAUCUAGGAAAAAUACCAUCACAGGGUGCCAACGUCAAGAUUAAAUGCAACUUUGUGUGUUAAAAAUCAGCAUGAAGCAACAAUGAAAAAUGUGAACUGGACACAGACGGCUUCUGAAAUCUCAGUGUAAGCAGCCUUCAAAAACUCCUCCUCUGAUUGGCACUCCCAGACUUCAGUUUUCAAUCUGCUGAUUAUCUAAGUAGCAGAAACACUGACACAAAAACACAGAGAUGAAGUCUUGAAACCGGUUUCAUAGCAAGUCUGAGGCUGUUAAAAUACUUGGCAGAGUGACAUUUCUGAACUGCUGCUUUGUUUUCUCUGUCCAGGCAACAGGAGAGGUUUCAGACAACUCUCCAUAACUUUACAUCUGUGCGGCACACUGGUCUGCAUUUAACCUCCAACCCCCCAGCACUUUUGACCUCCUCCGACAGAGGAGGUCAAAACAACUGCAAGAGAUCUGGAGUUUCCUGAAAUGUGAGUCCGCAGCUCAGGAGUGAUAGCUGAAUCAUAAGAAGAGUUUUUUGGGUUUUUUUUGCCUUAUACAGCAGACCUCAACCCAUUGGACUUUUGAUCAUUUUCACUGAAGCUUUUAGACUUGGAUAAAAAUCUGCGACAUCUGUCUGUAAAUGUAUGAUUUGUAACAGAAAAAAUGUACUCUUUAUGUGCACAAACCAUGAAAAUAAACAAGAAAGACAAGAGCACACACCACCUGCAUGAUCUAGGAUUACUCAGCACAUAUAGGACUUCGCCAAAGUAUGUAGGAACACUACAGGCCAAAAGUUUGGAAGCAAGACCAAAACAGGCCAAGUAUUUGGAAACUAUUUCAAGUUUCUGUUCACAAUGCCAUUCAUAUAAAAAAGGAUAAGUUAAAUGUAUUUUGGGAUGUAUUUAUUGCAUGACUAGACUUUGCUUUCAUUGAUAUGCACCAUUUUCCUCAAUUUACCUUUAGGUAUACAUUGAUGUUACUAGACCAUUGCUGAAUAAAUGUCAACAAAAGAAAGGGAGGGCUUAGUUUUAGGUUCAAGAAGAUUAGCAAGAGUCACAAAUUCAGUGUAAAAGUAAAAAAAAAAUAAAUAAAUAA